AGCAUGAACUUGAAGCAACCAACUUGGUGUGCAAUAGCUUGCAUAAAAGCACCACUCUAACUAGCUAGUAUCCUUUUAUAUAUGUAUCUAAUAAUUAUUAUCUGAUACGUAUAUAUUGGUUGUGUGGCAUGGCUUCUAAGUAUGAUGUUGCUUUCCAAGUUGUGUUAUUUUGCAUAUCUUUAGUUGUGGCAAAUUCUGUACACUUCAAUUACCCAGCAGUUUUCAACUUUGGUGAUUCAAACUCAGACACAGGCGAACUAGCUGCGGCCAAGGGCUUUCAACUUCCCCCACCUUACGGACAAAAUUACUUCAAAACUUCAUCUGGGAGAUUCUGCGAUGGCCGUCUCAUAGUUGAUUUCUUAAUGGAUGCAAUGGGCUUGCCAUUCUUAAAUGCCUAUUUGAAUUUAGUGGGUUCACCGAAUUUCCAUCACGGAUGUAACUUUGCAGCAGCAGGUUCAACUAUCCUUCCCGCAAAUGCAGGCUCGAUCAGUCCAUUCGGCUUUGGUGUUCAGGUAUCUCAGUUUCUGCAAUUCAAAGCUCGGACUGUUGAAUUGCUUGCAGGCAAGAAAUUUGAUGAAUAUGUCCCGGCUGAAGAUUACUUCCAGAAGGGGCUAUACAUGUUUGACAUAGGCCAAAACGAUAUUGGUGGCGCAUUUUAUUCAAAAAACUUGGACCAAAUACUUUCUUUAAUUCCAACAAUUCUAUUGGAAUUUGAAAGUGGAAUAAAGAGACUGUAUGACAGUGGGGCUAGGAAUUUUUGGAUACAUAACACGGGUCCAGUCGGAUGCUUGGCUCAGUAUGUUGCCACAUUUGGCGCGGAUACAUCAAAGCUCGAUAAAGUAGGAUGUCUUCGUGCGCACAACCAAGCUGCUAAAGCCUUUAAUCUACAUCUGCAAGCUCUCUGCAGUAAAUUGCAGGGACAAUAUCAUGAUGUAAAUGUUACAUAUGUUGAUAUUUUUUCCAUAAAAUUAGACCUCAUUGCAAACCACUCACAACAUGGGUUUAAACAACCUAUUAUGGCUUGUUGUGGAUACGGAGGUCCGCCAUUGAACUGUGACAGUCGCGUUUCUUGUGGACUAACAAAGACCUUGAGCAAUGGAACCACAAUUACAGCAAAAGGUUGUAAUGAUAGUAGUGUGUAUGUAAGUUGGGACGGGACUCAUUACACCGAGGCUGCAAAUCAAUAUGUUGCAUCACAAAUUCUUACCGGAAACUACUCCAAAACUCAUUUGUUAUAAAAGAUGUCAUUCAUUCUCUUGCUCAAGUUCUAAUCCAGUCUACUUAUUGUUACAGAAAUUUUAUUCUUUAUAUGCUGUAUUGCAAUUUGCAACCAAUAGUUGAUUGUAACCUUGAAUGACAUUCAAGCUCUUAUAAACAAAUGUGAUUUAAGAAAAAUUUGAUUAAUAGAAGCACUUGUUUAUAAACAUUAUU
Molecule: messenger RNA, 1431 nt
Organism: Trifolium pratense (red clover)
Lineage: Eukaryota; Viridiplantae; Streptophyta; Magnoliopsida; Fabales; Fabaceae
Product: GDSL esterase/lipase At1g54790-like
Exons: 5
Coding region: 129-1238 (369 amino acids)
Molecular function (GO): hydrolase activity, acting on ester bonds
Source: RefSeq, a predicted model, not a curated record